Molecule: messenger RNA, 2295 nt
Organism: Sphenostylis stenocarpa
Lineage: Eukaryota; Viridiplantae; Streptophyta; Magnoliopsida; Fabales; Fabaceae
Source: the annotation of a GenBank genome assembly
AUGAAACCUAUGCCCUUUCAGAAGAUCUGUAAUAAUAUGAUUGGGGUGUUAAAGCGUUUGAAGCCAGUGCUUGAUGAUGUCAUGGACCACCAAAUCCCGUCUGAUGUUAAUCUAUGUAAAGAGUGUGAGGAAUUGGAUACACGUGUUAACGAAGCUAGAGAUUUCAUUGAAAGAUGGAGUCCAAAGAUGAGCAAGAUUCACAGUGUUCUGCACGGUGGUACAUUGUUGAUCAAGUUACAGAGCACUUCACUAGAUAUCUGUCACAUGAUAGUUAGAUCGUUACAGUCACCUCCAUCUGCAUCAGUUUUGGCUAAUCUCCAGCACUAUAUCCAGGAACUUCAGUGUCUCAAGAAGGAAAUUGCAAUGGUCUACAUAGAAGAAGCACUGAGAAACCAAAGAGAUCAUAUUGAACCAUGCAAGGAGCACCUCAAGGAAAUUAUCGAGCUACUUAAAUUGACAUCAAAUCAGGAGCUCUUCAAAGAAAGUAUUGCUGUGGAAAAGGAAAGGUUGAACACGGAAGCCAAUAAAAUGAUAGCGGACAUUGAAGAAAUUAAUGAAAUUGUGAAUCUUGUUCGCAGUUUGCGGGAUUAUGUGAUGAAAACUGAUUGCCCUGUAGUCAAGAGUGGUCUCUCAAUCCCUCCAUACUUCCUUUGUCCUUUAUCGUUGGAACUCAUGUUGGAUCCUGUUAUUGUGGCUUCAGGUCAAACAUACGAGAGGCAAUCCAUCCAAAAGUGGCUUGAUCAUGGGCUGACAGUUUGUCCCAAAACUCGUCAGAGACUUAUUCAUACAAAUCUCAUUCCCAAUUAUACUGUCAAAGCUAUGAUAGCAACUUGGUGUGAGGAAAAUAAUGUCAAACUUUCUGGUAACUCUGAGCACAAUAAAUCUGCCUGUAUCACAUCCCCCUCGGAUAAUUUAUUGCCACAAGAUUUAACUCAUGAUUGCUGUGUUGGGUCUUUAUCUAGUAGCAAUUCCAUUUCAAGAUCAUCUUUUCAAACUGAAAAUGCAUUUGAAAAGAAUAAGGACGAUAACUCUUUCAGAUUAUCUGGAGAAUACAAUGGAUGCCAGAGUGGAGCAGCUGAAAAGUGUGAACAACAGUCCCCAAAUACUCACAGUAGAAGUGAAUCAUUUUCAAGUUCAAUUUCUAGUACUGAUUGUGCACUUGCACUUUCAAAAGAUGCGUCGGGGAUAUCCAAUAGGCAUCAAAAUGUGAAGGUGCUGUCUGGAGAAAUCACAAAUAUCUGUCCUUCUCCUGGUAACAAACAAUCAGGGAUAUCUCCUCCGUCGUUUGCAAAGCCAUUUCUAAACCCUGGAUCAAAUGUGAGAUUGUUGGACAAUGGAAAUAAUCAGCAUAAUAAUAAUAAUAGUCCUUCAAGAUUUAAUUCCCAUUCUGUUUUCAACUCCACAUCAGAUGAAUUGACAUCCUCAUCUCAUGUCAUUAGAUUGAUUGAAGACCUUCACAGCCAAUCAGUUGAAACGCAAACUACUGCUGCAGAAGAAUUGAGGCUCCUUACAAAGCAUAACCAGGAAAACCGUAUCAUUGUAGGGAAGUGUGGGGCUGCCAUGCCUUUGCUUUCAUUGCUAUAUUCAGAUAUGAAGGUAACACAAGAGCAUGCUGUGACAGCUCUACUGAACUUAUCAAUUAAUGAAGAGAACAAGGCCUUGAUCAUGGAAGCAGGAGCCAUAGAACCUCUUAUCCAUGUUUUGAAGACAGGAAAUGAUAGUGCCAAGGAGAAUUCUGCGGCAGCACUAUUCAGCCUCUCAGUAAUUGAGAACAAUAAGGCAAGAAUUGGCCGUUCUGGAGCGGUUAAAGCUUUGGUUGAUCUUCUUGCCUCAGGGACUCUUAGAGGAAAGAAGGAUGCUGCUACUGCUUUAUUUAACCUGUCAAUAUUUCAUGAGAAUAAAGCUCGUAUAGUUCAGGCUGGAGCAGUGAAAUUUCUGGUUCAGUUAAUGGACCAUGCUGGUGGAAUGGUAGAUAAGGCUGUUGCUCUUCUCUCAAACCUGUCAACAAUUCCAGAGGGCCGAUUAGAAAUUGCAAGGGAAAGGGGUAUCCCCUUGCUUGUUGAAGUUGUUGAGUCAGGUUCCCAAAGGGGAAAGGAAAAUGCUGCCUCCAUUCUCUUGCAAUUAUGCCUUCAUAGUUCUAAGUUCUGUAAUCUGGUUUUGCAAGAAGGAGCUGUCCCUCCCCUAGUUGCAUUGUCAAUAUCUGGUACACCCAGAGCAAAGGAAAAGGCACAACAGCUUCUCAGCCAUUUUCGCAAUCAGCGGGAAGUAGCUGCUUCUGGGAAGGGGAAAUCAUGA